Messenger RNA from Tachyglossus aculeatus (Australian echidna), 11850 nucleotides. RefSeq names its product versican (gene VCAN). Gene Ontology annotation, molecular function: calcium ion binding; hyaluronic acid binding. The coding region runs from base 217 to 10833 and encodes 3538 amino acids. Lineage: Eukaryota; Metazoa; Chordata; Mammalia; Monotremata; Tachyglossidae. The transcript has 15 exons. Gene Ontology annotation, biological process: cell adhesion. The record is from RefSeq and is a predicted model, not a curated record.
GCUGAGGACCAGGUGCUCUCCAGCCGGAGCCGGGGAGGGCGGAAAAAGUCCUCGGAAUCGGCCUCUCCAGCGAGUCUCCUUUCAGCAUUAAUCAGGGAUUUACUGCUUCAUGCGACCACGGGCCACUCUGGAAUAACCCUACCCCUCCACUGGAAUUCUUUUUUUAAUUUUGGCCGAACUCAGCCAUAAGCCACCUCUCCAGGUCAAGAGGUCAAGAUGCUAUUAAAUAUAAAAGGCAUCUUAUGGAUUUGUUCCACCUUGAUCGUCACAAAUGCACUACACAAAGUUCAAGUGGAAAAGAGCCCACCGAUCAAGGGAUCCCUCUCUGGAAAAGUCAUCCUACCUUGCCACUUCUCCACCAUGCCCACUCUGCCUCCGAGCUACAACAAUACAAGCGAAUUUCUUCGCAUCAAGUGGUCUAAGGUGGAAGAGGAUAAGAUUGGGAAGGAUCUGAAGGAGACGACUGUGCUGGUGGCCCAGAAUGGCAAUAUCAAGAUUGGCCAGGGUUACAAUGGCAGAGUCUCAGUGCCCACCCAUCCUGAGGAUGUAGGAGAUGCAUCCCUCACCGUGGUCAAACUGCGGGCGAGCGACGCAGGGUUUUACCGCUGCGAUGUCAUGUAUGGUAUCGAAGACACCCAAGACACCGUAUCCCUGGCGGUAGAGGGUGUUGUUUUUCACUAUCGGGCAUCAAGCAGCCGAUACACUUUGAAUUUCAAGGCGGCUCAGGAAGCUUGUUUGGACAAUGGUGCUGUCAUAGCAACUCCGGAACAACUGAAAGCUGCAUAUGAAGAUGGAUUUGAGCAGUGUGAUGCAGGCUGGCUAUCUGACCAAACUGUUAGAUAUCCUAUUAGAACCCCCAGAGCUGGCUGUUACGGUGACAUGAUGGGAAAAGAAGGAGUCAGAACCUAUGGAUUUCGAGUUCCUGUUGAAAAAUAUGAUGUAUACUGCUAUGUGGAUCACUUAGAAGGUGAAGUAUUCCACAUCACGGGUCCCAACAAGCUGACCUUCGAAGAAGCCGAGGAAGAGUGUAUGAACCGGGAUGGCCGGCUGGCUACUGUGGGAGAGCUCCAUGCUGCCUGGAGAAAUGGCUUUGACAAGUGUGACUACGGCUGGCUGGCUGACGGCAGCGUCCGCCACCCGGUGACCGUGGCCAGGGCGCAGUGCGGAGGUGGUUUGCUCGGGGUGAGAACCCUGUAUCGCUUUGAGAACCAGACAGGCUUCCCUGCCCCCGAUAACACUUUUGAUGCCUACUGCCAUAAACCUAAACAGAACAUAUCAGAGACUACCACCAUCGAAUUGAGUAUCCCUGUGGAAAGUGGAUCACCUAAGUUGUCAAAGGAAUCACAGAUAAUACCUGUCAAAGCUACACUUAAUCCCCAUUUAGUCACUGACACGCAAACAAAUGUCCCACCCGUGAGAAAAUCAAUCUUGGAUAGUAAACAUCACAUCCCAAUUUCACCCCGUGGAAUGAUUCAUGAGGAGCCUCAGGAGCACCUGAGUCAAACUCAGACUGCCACAGACAGAACAGCAGCAGAAUCAGCUACUGUUGCUGGUAGUACAGGUGGACUGUGGCAAUUGAAACCCACAUCCUCUGCUGCUGGACCACUUGAAAUCCCAGCUAGACCCAACGAUGGGGAAGACAUUUUCUGGACACCAGCUGUCCCAGAGAGAGACAGACCUGGCAGCCUACCUGUCGGCUCACAUCAUAUCCCUGAUCAGGGUGUGACGCCAACAGAACAAAUAGAGGUGGGACCUUGGGUAACAUCUCUAAGAGCCUCGGUGUACACCCCUGUAAAGGAGUCCUUGGCAACCGGGACUUCCAGUACCCUGACAGGGGAGGAAACGCUCCAGAGUGCUAAGCCCACUAAAAUGCCUCUGGAGGCAAAAACGGAAAGCAAACUGAAAACCCAUGUUAUUUCUGAAGAGAGGCCGACAGGCCGUUUUGGAUUCACCGUGGGUCAAGAUGAUGGCAGUGAAAACCUAUACACUGCUUGGCCAGAUCAGAGUACUUUGGUUCCAACUCAAGUUCCAGAAUUUGUUACUGUCUCAAAGACCUCAGAAGAGAUUAAUGUAACUCAGAGAGGGUCUUCAGAAGUUACAGAAAUUUCACCGGUAACUACGCUUGACAGUGAAGAGCCACUUACUGAAGAUACACAAGCUUGGCCAGAAGGUUCUAUCCUCCAACGCACAUCCUUAGCUCCACCACCAGAAAACCAUACAGAAGGGAAAUUGUUCUUCUCCCCCCCAGAGUCAACUUCACCGCAGAAGCUAGUUGAGGGAGCAGCAACUUCUGUUUAUCUGUCUCAACAAACAGAAGGGUCAUCUCAGAUUGAAGAUCAAACUGCAGGCCUGGAGGAGAUAACAAUCUCACAUGUUCUUCCAACUUCUACUGCAUGGCUACCUACUGUUGAAAGGGAAGAUGGCACUCAAGAUUCAUUCUCUGGAACAGUAGAAGGCUUUCCUGGAACAGAUGCUUUUCCAAAGCAAGCCUAUGUAACAGAGUAUACUGGGGAAAUGAUCAAACGUUUUGAUGUUCCAGUUUCAGAAAUCACAGACCAAACUAAUACAAGCAUGGAGUCAACAGAAGCCAAGGGUCACAAAGAAGAAUCUACAACUCCGGCAGUUGCCUUUGAAACCGAUACAACUCAUUCCACGAGCAGCACUUUAGAUUUGGAAGUGAUCACAGUAUCCAAGUGGUCAGUGGAGGAAAGGAACAUCACCAUCUCAGAAUCUUUGGAAUCCUUAGAGCCCCUUAAUGUCACAGAGCGGCCUAUUGCUUUACUUACCAUUUCAGGGGUGAGUGAAAAAGCAGAACAGACUACGGGCUUAGCCGAACACACUGUGAGGCCAUUUACACCCUCUCCAGAUAGUGUUGAAAGCCCAAUAGUGAAGUUUACUGAAGAACCCUGGUCAAGUGAGGAGAAAAGGAAAGCAAGUUUUCAGCCAACAACGAAAGCCGCCAUUAAGGAAGAGUACAUUGUAACUGAUUCUACAACUGAAGAAAAGCUUCGCCCUCUCCCAGGAACGGAACAGCAAAUUGAUGAACCUGUGGAAAGGAGUACUAUUUACCAAGAAUUGGAUUUGAAAGCCCCCAGAGCAGUAACUACCCUUCAUCCUUAUGAAGAAACUUCGGACAUGGAAGGAUCAGCAUUUCAUUAUGACGGUGGUACGCAGAAACCCGGGAGUGCAACACAAGCAAUUCCUAUUUCUGUAAUUACUGAUUUCAAAUGGGACGUUAUUGGGCCUUCUGUUACAUUAGGAGGCGAAACUGCAAAAGACAAGCUGAUUACUGAACAGACCACUGUAGAAGCCACUGUUUCUCCAGGAGCUCCAUCAACGACCAUAACAGAAGAUGCGGAGCAGGAGCAUUCUUUUAGCUCUCCGGCCACCCUUCCAUCUACCACACUACAAGCAAGCGAAAAAGUAGAGAAACAAGACACUGACAGAUCAGCAUACCCAACCCCAGGUGAUGACUUGGGGAUUGAUGGAAAGGUACCCGAUUUUGAAGAGGUUCCAACAGUCAAAGCAACAACUACUGGAACAACAGUUCAUGAAGCGGUUUCCCCAACUGAUGUUGUUACUGAGCCCAGCAGACCCCUGAAAAUAACACCAAGCUCAAGGCCCCAAGUACAUAUAAGGCCAGUGACCGAACAAGAACUCAAAAGAGAGGGCAGCCGUCCUGUGCCACCUGUGUCACCUUCAAGUCCUUCUACCACAGACAGCAUUACUCAGCCACAGUGGGAAACUUCCACCAAGACAAAGGAGGAGACCUUUCCACAGGAAAGUGAGACCGGCUCAGGAUGGUUGGAGAGACCUCACUUUGAGUAUUCACCUAAAGAAACCACGGUCUCAGGGAGCACCAUUGGCCCCCUAGAUACAGUUCAACCUACAUCGGUCUCCAAACACUUUACUACUAAAGAAAUUCUACCGGCAGUUGAUGAGGAACCUGGUGACAAAACUACCAGUGACAUCGUCAUAAUCGAUGAAUCCAUUCCUCCUAGCAUACCCACUACUCCCGAUGAAUUAACCACCACAGAAGAAGGUAUAGAAAUUGAUAGAGAAUAUUUUACAACAAGUGCUACUUCAGUUGUACGACCAACAGGGCUGCGUAAAACUGAGGAAAGCACAGAGGCUCUAGACCAUCAGGAAGUUUCUACUUCAAAACCCCAAACGGGGAAGAAACCCCACCCUGAUAUCUUAGUACAUGUUUUUGAGGUCACACGCAACAAGACAGGUCGUUUGAGUGAUUUGAGUAAAUUUGGUCAACCAAUAGAUUCAGAAUCAAAAGAAGAAGAACCUUGCAGUGAAGUUCCCGAUGAAGAGCAUGAUCUUCUUUCCGAAAUUUUACCCGUAUUGCCUGAAAUCAUUGACUUAGAAGAUUUCUUUUCCGAGGAAGAUGAAGACUGUGAAAAUGCUACUGAUGUGACAACUUCUCCAACACUGCUGACAACAUCUCCAACUCUGCAAUUUAUCCCUGAAAAGCAACAGUUGACCACAGCCCCUAAAGACACAAAAGCAGAAGAAGUAAGGAGACCCUUCCUGGAAAGUGUGGCCCCUCAAAAUUUCUCUAAUCCUUUUGUGUUAGCUGAAACUGGGGCUCCUGGUAUAAUACUGCCAGGUGAAUCCAGAGAACUGGUGGAACCAUUUGAAGCUACAUGGAAACCUGAAAUCUAUUUGGAGACAACAGAACCCUUUUCUAGUGGAGAGCCGGACAUUUACCCUACAGAGCCCCUGAAUGCAUUUGCUAAUUUAUAUCAGAGUCGACCUUCAGAAGUGGCAGAGUCAUUCACCCAACAGGACCCUGGGUUUCGUAAGAUCUCAGUUGAAAGCACUAAAACCUUGACUUUGUUUUCUGAAGAGUCUUCUGGAGAUGCACCUGUUGAGCAAGAAUCUAUGAGAACCGUCAUUCCAGUUACUACAGAAAUGGGCAUUGGAGAAGAUGCAGAAAAGACACUUGCCAUUACAUCAACUCCAAGUGCAGCAUCAAGUUAUGCUACAGGAGACAGUUUACCGGAAGAAGGGUCUUCAGUUCUCACUGAUGAUAGUCAGCCUGAAACAUUAUCCACAGUCGGGAGCUGGGAGAAGACAACACCUGGACAUACUGUAGCGCUUUUGGGAAGUUCUUCAGUUGUCAUUCCAGAAGGCUCUGGGGACCUAGAAGAAACUAUUAUUCAAGCAUCUACAAUGUCAAAUGAUUUAUUAGAUAGUGCAACCCUAGAUUCACAAUCUGCAACAAGAUUAACCUCAGAAUUCAGCAACGUCCUUCUAACAGAAAGCAUCUCUAAUGUUUCGGCUACUCUCUUCCCUCUGCGAGAGGAAACUGCGUACCCCAGUGGGGAACCGACAGUGACAACUUCCAAAUCUGCAGGUGAAAUGGAUUCAAGUAACCAAGUUUUCAGCGCGUUUACUGAACCAAAGGCAGAAAGCAACAAAAGAGAUAUUACAAGUACCUCUGUUCCAGCUUUUGAAUAUGUAUCCACACAGGAGUCAGACCAGUUAGUUUUCACUGAAUUGGAAAAUUCUACUGACAAAAUUAAUUCCAUUCAUCUAGAGCCCACCAUAGCCAGCAGUAUUCUGCCAACAACAGAAUCCACCCAGCCCAAAGGAGAGGAAAUAAAUUCUGCUUUUCCGUCUACAGAGCAGAACCUUUUGUGGUUGUUUAGAGAAGAAUAUACCAAAACAAGAAGCAGCACUGUUCAGGAUUUGGUUCAAGGAAAUCCCACUACAGCAGCAGUUAGUGUUGAUAUCUCCCCUGGGGACCAGGGUUCUGGAGAAAUUGAUAUUGCUACAGAACCUGCUUCUGUGACUUCAAUUCCAAUCAAGGUGGUAACUGGAAAUAAGGAAGUGAAGACAGAUCACGAAGAAAAGAAAGUUGCCAGCACAGAGUCGUCCUCUGGGGAAUACACAUUAUCUCCUAAACCAACCACGGUCAUUCUGAAUACAGAUUCAGGCAUCUCGCUUAGUAAAACUGAAAUUGUAAGUCAAACACCCAAGGAAGUUUUAAGUACCGUUGAGCCAGAAGAACCAAGUCAUGGUACAGAAUUAAGUGGCACAGAAACCAUUUUUCCUUUGGAAGAAGGAUCUAGUGAUGACCUUGGAAAAUAUCUCACAGCACCAACAACUCACUCUAUUACAGAAGAAGAAAAAGGAAAUGAUGAAGGUUCUGGAGAUGUACCUUUUCUAGAACGAGGAACUCAGACAGCUCCUUUCAACAGUGCUGCAAUGCCAACUUUCAAGAGAAUAAAUCUGACAACUGAUUCCGAGGGGCCUGAGAGUAGUACAGUAACCAGUAUUCUGAAGCUUCCUACUGAAACAUUUACAGUGGGAGGCUCUGGAGAAGAAGCACCUGACUUCAUCAGGACUCUUGAGAUGGUACCUGUAAGCCCCACAGAAAAAGCUACCAAAACUGAUUCCCCAUUGGUUGACCAAGGUUCUGGAGAAGUGGAUUCUCUGACUGAUACAAAAGCCACAAUUCCACCCCAGACACUUCCUGUUGUAACCAGAGGACAAACUGCAAAGGGUGGAGAAGAGAUUAUCAACACUGAUUCUAUGGAUUAUUCUCUCACUGCAGAGCCUACCAAAUUAGUGGUUAAUGAAAUCAAAGUGGAAAUACUAGACAGUGAAAGUCAAGUGCCCUCAGAAGAAAAAAUACAAGAACAGGAACCUUCUGAACCAGACAAAACCACCUUUGCAACAGGAGAAAUCAUUUUUGAACUGGAAACAUUUGCCAAAAUGACAUCAAGAUCUACAGAAUCUCCUUUGCUAACAACCAAAGAAACUUCCAUCAGUAGAAAGGAAUCAAGCCUUGGAGAGGAAGAUAUUUCCUUUAUUAGCCCAAUUACUCCAGAGUUAGAAGAAAAAGAAAGAACUUUCACUUAUUUCACAGGAUUUACUACCAAGCCAUCCCCUUCCUUUGAUCCUCUCUCAGCGACUGAAUCCAUGAAAUCUGAAAGUGCUGGAUCAAAUCCAGCAGGUUGGUUUACGAAAGAGGAAGAAAGCAUAACACAAAAUAUCCACGUUACACCUCAAGGAACUAAGCCAACAACUAAAGAGCUAAAUGCUGACCUCUUAUUCUCAGGACAAGGGUCAGGAGAAGAAAUUAUCCCUUCACAGCCUACAUUGGAUGCUUCAGUUACAAUUAAUUUGAUUAAUAUUAAGGAUAUUGUAAGUACUUUGAAUCCUGAACUAUCUGAACUUCAAAGUUCAGCUCCAAAGCCCCUGGUGAACAAAAUUGAACAAAAUGAAAUAGAAGAAAGUGAAGGAAGUGGAUUAUCAGGUCCUGAAGCAGAAGAACCCUCAGAAGCAUACACGCUAGGGCACAGUACAUCAACUAUGGUAGAUGGUUCUCGGGACAUUAGUGCUCAACUCCUCUCCACGCCAGUGACUCUAUCUUUAGACCCUACAGCUCCUACAAGCCAAACUGUCUCUUGGGAUGAAACCAAACCCCACACAUCAGAAAUGAUCACUGAAAGUGUUUCUCAGGGGUAUACUUCACAGUCAGAAACUAAAGGAACAAUAGCUUUUUCUUCUAUAAGUGGGACUCUCAGCCCUUCUACUGAUAGAAUAUUUAUCACAUCAGCCUCCAAAGUGUCCAGUGCUUUAUAUGAAAGCUCUGGAGAGGCAUCUGGGUGGUUUGACCCUGAAGAUUCAGAGCACUCUACUCAGACAACCAAGACAGAAACCACAAUGGAUGUUCCUAGUAGCCAUGAGGGAAAUUUUUCAGAAGUCUCACCUAGUGAAGCAGUGGUCUCCAAUGGGUCAUUUCCUGCUUUGGUCAUAUUGCCGAGUUAUUCAGAGGAAAGUAAGAGUGCAACAACCUCAAGUAGCAUUCUUGUCAGGACAGUAACAGAUGAAAGUUCCACGGACACGUCCACGGAUAGACCCACAGACGGUUCCUUGGAUGGUUCCUUGGAUGGUUCCUCGGACGGUUCCUCGGAUGGUUCCUCGGACGGUUCUUCGGAUGGUUCCUCGGAUGGUUCCUCGGACGGUUCCUCGGAAGGUUCCUCGGAUGGUUCUUCGGACGGUUCCACGGAUGGUUCCUCAGAUGGUUCCACGGAUGGUUCCUCAGACAGUUCCUCGGGCAGUUCCUUAGUCGGUUCCACAGACAAUUCUGUAGCUGGCCCCGCAGACAAUUCAACAUACAGUUCCACAGAUGCUUCCACAGAUGGUUCAGAGAGUUUUACAGCUAUCACUUCAGAACCUGUCAAGAUUAUUUUAGAUCUUGACAAAGAGGAGAAAGAUGAAAUAUUUCCUGUUACAGAGAGUACAGUUCUUGAAAUAUUGCCUGAAAUCACAUCUGAUAAGAAUACUAUCAUAGAUUUAGACUCCACUAAAUCAACUGAUGAGGACAUACUAGGAAUUCAAACAGAAACAGAUGUUGAGGUGCACUCCACACCAGAUGGGAAUGAUGAAGAAAUCUUGAAAGUUGAAGAUAACAAUGAAGAAGCAUUUAAUAAUUCUUUAGCAGAAGAGAAAGCUGAGGGAUCUGGUGAUAAUCUUCCCAUGACCAUGCCCAGUCUGACAAUAAGUAAUGAAUCAGAAGUUUCUCAGGGCAUAACAAGAGUAGACCACACAGAAUAUGACUCAGGGAAUAUUAUGCAUUUCACAACAAAAAUCUCCAAAAUUCACACAGAAACAAAGUUAGGAGUUUCACUUCCAACAGUAGCAUCACUGGCUCUUCCAAGUACCUCUCCUUCAGUCCAACAGGAAACUGAAGACCCUAACUUCGAAAGAAAACCCACAGCUACAAAAAGUAUUCUGGAUGACAUCUCUGAAUCAAGUACUUUGUCAGACAGCCAAGCAAUUGCUGAUCAAAGUGAUGCAAUCUCCACCUCUGGAUACUUGGACAGGACUCCAGAAGAAUAUGAAGACAAAAAGUUUGUAAAUCCUUCUUUUAAACCAGAGCUAUCUUCAGGGGAAGGAGAAGAAUCGAUAGAUCAGUCACCUGAUGUAAGUAUUUCUUCCACCAAGCUUAUUUUCCAGAGCUCAAUGGAGUUACCUUAUACAACUGAGAGAUCAACUCCCACAGUAUACACUGAAACCACAUUAGCUGAUUCAGCCUCAGAAAAAUUAUAUCUUGUCAGCUCUCAAACCUCCAAAUCCCCAGUAACUGGCCAUUUGGUUAAUGUAGCAUCAGUGCAACCUGGAAUAACUGUCUCAACCACCGAUUCACGUGCACCAGAUCUUUCACCAGAACAGACUUUGAAGGAAGUUCAUGUAGACGCUGUAGUAACUUUCAAACCACCAGGGGAAGAAUUGUUUCAUCAAACUGAGUCUCCAUCUUGGGGCACCCCUAAUGCUGAAUCAGAAAGUACAACAGUUGAAAGUAAACCUAGCUUGGUAGAACAGGUGUCUGAAGGGAGAGAGGAGGCCGAAUCUUCUGCCACAGAACCCACCGUGGAGUUAGAAAUGAAAACUCUUGAAGAUUCAAUUACCACAACUGUUCCAAAACUUUCCAUAGAAACAACUGCUGAGUCUCUGCGUGCUGACACAACUGAAGAUGAAGAAUAUGUAAAAAUAGUGGAUGAAAACGAUGAGGAAAAAAUUUACUUUGGACCACAUUUAACUUCAGCUUCUCCCAGUAAUGAAAUAGUAGCAGGUGUUUUACUUCAUCCUGUACAACCAACAACUGAAAUCCCAACUGUGCCCUAUUCCACGCUGGAUAUAAAUCAUAAAACACAAACAGCUUCGGUUGUUCAGAAGGAUUCCACAACUUUUACAACAGCAACCAAAAAACCCGUAGCAGCCAGCAAUAAUGAAUUUAACAAUCAGGCAACACCAAACACGGAGCAGCUAAAUACCGAUCAUGUAAUCUCAUCACUUUCCCCUCUGGAAGCAUCUAAUCGAACGGAGUUCCUGAUUGUCAAUAAUGGGGAUUCAGUGGAAGGCACAGCAGUGUAUAUACCAGGACUGAAUCUGUGCAAAACAAACCCUUGCCUUAAUGGAGGCACCUGCUAUGAAAGAGAUUCCAGUUAUGUGUGUACGUGUGUACCGGGGUUCAGUGGAGACCAAUGUGAAUACGAUUUUGAUGAAUGCCAAUCAAAUCCUUGCCGGAAUGGGGCUACAUGUGUAGAUGGUAUAAACACCUUCACUUGUCUCUGCCUUCCAAGCUACGUAGGAGCUUUGUGUGAACAAGACACGGAGACGUGUGAUUAUGGCUGGCACAAGUUUCAAGGGCAGUGCUACAAAUACUUUGCCCACCGACGCACGUGGGAUGCAGCGGAGAGGGAGUGUCGCCUCCAGGGUGCCCAUCUAACAAGCAUCUUGUCCCACGAGGAGCAGCUCUUCGUGAACCGUGUGGGUCAUGAUUAUCAGUGGAUUGGCCUCAAUGAUAAGAUGUUUGAGCAUGAUUUCCGCUGGACUGAUGGAAGUACCCUGCAAUAUGAAAACUGGAGGCCAAACCAACCAGACAGUUUCUUUUCUGCUGGAGAAGAUUGCGUGGUCAUAAUUUGGCAUGAAAAUGGUCAGUGGAAUGAUGUGCCUUGCAACUAUCACCUCACGUAUACCUGCAAGAAAGGAACAGUUGCCUGUGGCCAGCCCCCUGUUGUAGAAAACGCCAAGACCUUUGGAAAGAUGAAACCCCGCUAUGAAAUCAACUCUCUCAUUAGAUACCACUGCAAAGACGGUUUCAUUCAGCGCCACCUUCCAACUAUCCGGUGCCUAGGAAAUGGAAGAUGGGCUCUUCCCAAAAUUACCUGCCUGAACCCAUCGGCAAACCAAAGGACUUAUUCUAAGAAACACUUUAAAAAUUCCUCAUCAGCCAAGGAUAAUUCAAUAAAUUCACCGAAACACUAUCAUCCCUGGAUCAGCAGGUGGCAGGACACAAGGCGCUGAUUGACCCUAAAAUGGCGAUCGUGGGUUUGCAAAAUUUCAGCCAAAGUCCUAACUUACUGUGCCUUUCCUAACACUUCUAGAAGUAUUAUCGGAUUUUUUUGAAACUUGGGACUGCCAUCCGGUAACUUUGGACUACAGCGCUCACAACACAUUUCAAAUAAGGAUAUGGGCGUUCAACAGGAAAGAUUAAAACAGAAAAACACAAAGGGCAGAAAAGCAUGAGAACCAUUUCCAGCCUAUGCAAUUUUUUCAUUUCCUAUAUGCCGCCAGUGGGAACCAUUUUGUAAUUUUCACCAGCCUACUGUACUAUUUAAACAGUUCAAUUAUAGCACCAAUGAAAAUGUAAAUAAGAUGAUUUAAUGUUGUUUUAAAUCCUGUAUAUAAAAUGAAGUCACAAGAAGUUCAGUCAUAUUUAAUGAUGAUUAUAUGGCUUCAAACGUCUUUAAUCAUUGAUCCAGCUGCUUUUAUGUAGUUUGUUUAGACUGGAAAUGGUUUCAAUUACUUUGUAAAUGGCAACAGAACAGGAAAUGGUUCUUACCGGACAACAGCUAAACCCGCAAUCUUUUAGGACUUUGUUUCAAUUUCUGCCUUGGGUACAGUUUUCUUCCAUGGGAAGCUUAAACUACCAUAGCCCGUGAAGUGGGAUCAUGACUGAGCUAAGGCUGCAAUGUGGGAAUUUUCUUCUCUUCAUUGCAACUUCAUCACACACCAGAAAGGACCAUGCGGAGGACUUGUGGAUGACUAAGGGGUCUUUAGGGGUGAAAGUGUUACUACGUUAAUGCGCUCAACCAGGUCUGCUUUCUAAUGGCUUUCACACUAACAAGUGUAUGCUAGAGGUCUCUGCAUUUUCAAAUGAAACCUAGAGGUUUCUUUGGUAAACACACACACUCACAUACAGAAAACAAUUUUGUAUAUAUACUCAUUUUUUAAUCCUUUUAUAAAGUUAUGAAUGUUUAUGUAUGAAUGCUACAGCGGUGAAGCAUACAUAAAUAAAUGAAGUAAGCCAUACCGAUUUAA